Molecule: messenger RNA, 755 nt
Organism: Bactrocera dorsalis (oriental fruit fly)
Lineage: Eukaryota; Metazoa; Arthropoda; Insecta; Diptera; Tephritidae
Exons: 2
Coding region: 109-690 (193 amino acids)
Source: RefSeq, a predicted model, not a curated record
AAAAGCUUAGAUCCAAAAUCAUUUUCUAUUUGCAUUCGACAAAGUUUCAAUGAUGUGUUCUCAUCAUUCGAGCUGUUACCCUCAGACCGACAGCAGGCUGAUGCAGCAAUGAAUCCACAAUAUAUUGCCAUAUAUUUGACAGUGCUGCUGGUAACCAGCAGCCAGGCUGGUGACACCACCGCAAAAGCCGAGAGACGGCAAAUCCUUGAUGCACGCAAUCGUUUGAUUGAUAUUGUGACAGCAGGAUUUUAUGAGGUUGUCGGGUUUGAGUUUGAAGAGAGUGAGAAAUUAUGUCGCAAGAUAAUCGACGAAAAUAAAUACGAAAAUGCGCCCAGUGAAAUAUCGAAAAACAAGAAACUGUUAUUGAAGGAUUGUACACAGCAUGCAAUGGAGCUAUUAAGUCUGGCAACAGCUGAGCAGGCCGGCUACUCGCAUCAUGCACUGUUUGUAAAAUAUGGACUGAAAGAGGUUGUACAUGCUGUGAAUCGAAAACGAAGGCACCUCGUUGAUGACAGUGAGCGGCGAAUUGACGAAUUUGUCAAUAGUUUGACGCCGAAGCAGCAGCGCAAGGCAAUUGCAAGAAACCUAGCCCGCUGGUCAGCACAAAUGAAGAGGGCAACAAAAGUGACGCGAAAGAUGUUUGUUUUCAGAAGUUUUCUGCGAUUUUAUUAUUUCGAGGGAGGCAUUUAGUAAACGUGUUAUUAUUAUUUUAUUCAAAAGGCAUAAUAAAGACAUGUAAAAAUUAUAAAAAAAAA